AUGGCUUUCUUCCGCCACCUCCCGCACCUCCCGCACCCUCCACCUCCACGCCACCUCCCGCACCCGAUGGCUUUCUUCGGCGGCAGCAGCAGCACCGGUGGCGGCGCCGCCGACGACGCCCCCGGCGCAUGGCCGACGAGCAUCGGAGGGCCGGAGACGGAGGAGCUCCACCACUACUGCCUCCUCGUGCCGCCGGGCUGCCGUCUACCGCGCAACUGGAAGAUCGACGCGGAGGGCUUUGCGACGUUGGGUCCCGGCGCGACGGAGGAGGAGCUCCGCAACCACAGCGGCGGCCGGCACAACAUCGAAGGCCGAAAGCGGUUUUGGCGCGGGAAGGACUAUUGGGAGGUGAUGGCGGCCUUCCGCCUUGCCGCGGCCGGCGAGACCCCCGAUCUGACGGGCCGCAGCGGGCGUCUUCGCGCACCACCUCCACCGCAAUAUCGCCGCAGACGUGGCGGCGGCCACGGUGUCUACCCGGCACGGGCGCCCGCGCCGGCCGCCCCUUCCUUGCCGCCGGGGAUCGAGUUGCCGCCGGAGCAGGUCAUCCUCCGCGAGGACGGUGAUCCGGAUGACACGCCGGGGUACCACGUCGCCCUACGGGCGUCGGAGGCUGUAGCGGCGGCGGCGGAGGCGAUGGAGGCCGCCGAGAUUGCGGACGCAAUCCAGGCGGCCGAGGCGGCGCAGCAGGCGGCGAUGGUGGCGCCGGAGUGGCAGCAGGAGUGGCAGCAAGCGCCGGCGGCGGCGGAGGAGGAGGAUUCCGACGACGAUCCGAUAGACUGGGACGACCUCGCGAACCGGUCCAGCAGCGACGAUGACGGCGGCGACGGCCCGGCCGUCAUUGACCUCGUCAAUAGCGACGACGAGUAG
Messenger RNA from Triticum turgidum subsp. durum (durum wheat), 867 nucleotides. The record is from the annotation of a GenBank genome assembly. Lineage: Eukaryota; Viridiplantae; Streptophyta; Magnoliopsida; Poales; Poaceae.